AUGUUGAGCGACGGGAUUGAGGCAGGAAUGAUUGGAAGACAGCAUCAAUUAACAUCGAAUUUUCACUCAUCGGCUGUUCAUCGAAAGAAUUCUUUUCCUGCUAAAUUUACAUCUCAACAUGAUAUAGCGAAUUCGCUUCAAUCAUUUUCAUCAAAUGACGAUCGAUCUGCAGACGCAGAAUGUUACACAUCAUCACGUCGUAAACGUUUUACACGUCGUCAACGACGUAUUUUAAGUGGUGGAAUAUUUGGCAAGCGUACAUCGAGGUCAACAUCAACUUUAAAUAAAGUACAUAGGUCAGAAUCUACAACAAGUAGCAGCGAUAACGAUAAUACUAAUGAACGAAGAAAACGAUCGACUCAAUUAACGACAAUAGAAAGGAAGAGAGGUCAAUCAACAGCUGCACGAAACGCAAUAAUACCAACGGAAUCAGCGUUUCUUUCAUUGAGGCGAAAUUAUGUUAAUUCCAGUUUGGUUACCCGAUCGACAACAGAAAUUUGCUACAAAUCAUCAACUUCAACAUCGACAACAUUAGCAUCGAUUGAACCGGUUGAUACAUUCCAGAAAUUUAAAGGACCAGCAGCUCGAAAGACACAUCGUCGUACACUUCGUUAUAAAUUAAAUUCAUCCGCUAACAAUCAAUUGGAGACAAAAGCUGGCUCACAAGCAAGAUUGGACAUUCAUGCUAAAAUUACGCAGCCGGAAAUAAAUACGCGUGUUCGACGUUCCCUAUCAGUUCGUGAAUUGAACGGUGCAAUGAUCGAUUUUACCAACCAGGAUUCCGUCACCAGGUGGACAUCACAAAUUCUUGCCGAAAUAGAUUCAUUACCGUCAAGUAGUUUUGAUUUAACCGGAUAUUCAGCUCAGCAAUCAGCACCUUUUAUCAGUGCUGCUACUUCUGUUGCCACUACUGAUAUUAUUAGCCCGAUUACUGAUACUGAUAUAAUAUUUCCGGAUAAAUCAGAAAGCAGUCCUUUAAAGGAUAUUUGGCGUCAAUCAACGGAGAUUCCUGAAGUUUCCUGUACAGCAAACAUUUUGCUGACAGCGCGACCGUCAAAUCGUCGCAAACAAUCAGCUCAUGCAAUUAUUCUUAGCAUGCCGAAAAAUCCGGAAAAAUUAUCAUCAAAAAUUAAUAGCAUUAAUUGUAGCUCAAAUUUGCAAAAUCAGAACAGUGAAAAUAACAACAACGAAACGUCACGUUUAUGGCGUUUUUUGUCCCGGAAGAAAAAGUACCCAUCAUUUAAAAAAUACCUAAAAUCACGUCAAAAAACUGCACCAAAAACUAAAAUCGUUUCCGAUGUUGAAAUUUCGAGUUUUCACGCAAAUAAUUCAUUCGCAACUGCAACGAAUUGCAAAAAUCACAUUGCUGAAUGUAAUUCGACAUCAAAAUGGAGGAGGAAUGAUAAAAUGGAAGUAAAUAGUGCAUUACCGAUAUCUAAAACGAAUUUAGCAUUAGCAUUAAACAUCAAAUCAUGCCGCCAACAAAUAACAAAAUUAUCCCAUGAACAAUUAGCCGAUUAUCCCAGCUCAAAUGGUGUGCAAUGGCGGAGAAAUAUUGAUGCGACAACCAAUCGUACAUAUUUCUCAAUGGAAAGUAUUGAUUUGGUAAAAGAAAGCGGCGUUGACGAAAGAUUAAAAUUCUUGGGCGAAACAAAACAGAUUCAACUUGCUGAUCAGACACUGUCUCCACUUACCGUUUGGAAACGAAAGGUUGGUUAG
Molecule: messenger RNA, 1719 nt
Organism: Acanthocheilonema viteae
Lineage: Eukaryota; Metazoa; Nematoda; Chromadorea; Rhabditida; Onchocercidae
Source: the annotation of a GenBank genome assembly